This is a messenger RNA of Budorcas taxicolor (takin), 1608 nucleotides long. RefSeq names its product tripartite motif containing 52 (gene TRIM52). The record is from RefSeq and is a predicted model, not a curated record. Gene Ontology annotation, molecular function: zinc ion binding. The transcript has 2 exons. Gene Ontology annotation, cellular component: nuclear body. Bases 304 to 1164 code for a protein of 286 amino acids. Lineage: Eukaryota; Metazoa; Chordata; Mammalia; Artiodactyla; Bovidae.
CCGCCGGGUCGCGGACGCCCGGAGGCAGGCGAGAACCGUGGAGUGGUCUGAGUUUGAACGCUGAGUUUCGAAGGGAAGUGGGGGGCCGCAGCCUGGUUCUUUCCCCACUGCCUUCGGAGGACAGCUGUGAGUUCAGGGAGCGCCUGAGAGAAGGAAGCAGGGAUUCUCUGAGAGCCUGAGAUGGGAGAGCAGAGUUGGGGACAGCUUUGAAUCACCAGCGUAGCUUGGAGGCAGGUCCGCAGGUGCUUCCCCUGCUCCUCGGCUCUGAACUGACGCAUCCACACCAACCGGCAGCGCGUAAAGAUGGCUGGCAGUGCCACUACUCCUAAUCCCUUGCAGACACUUCAGGAGGAAGCCGUGUGUGCCAUCUGCCUAGAUUACUUCAAGGAUCCCGUGUCCAUCGGCUGUGGUCAUAACUUUUGCCGAGGGUGUGUGACCCAGCUGUGGGGCAAGGAAGAUGAGCAAGACAGAGAGGAAGAGGAAGAUGAAUGGGAGGAGGACGAGGACGACGACCAGGCAGUAGGGGCCAUCGGUGGAUGGGGCAACUCCAUUCGGGAGGUUUUAUACCAGGGGAAUGCUGACGAGUUGUUCCAGGACCAAGAGGAUGAUGAACCCUGGGUCGGUGACGGUGGCAUAAGGGACAGCAUGGAUUAUGUGUGGGACCAGGAGGAAGAUACGGACUACUACCUGGGAGGCUUGAGACAUGACCUGAGAAUUAACGUCUACCUGCAAGAGGAGGAGAUUUUGGAAGAAUACGACGAGGACGACGAAGAGCUCUACCCUGACACUCACCUAGCCCCGCCUCCAGCCCCUCCACGGCAGUUCACUUGCCCCCAAUGCCGAAAGAGCUUUAAGCGUCGCAGCUUUCGUCCCAACUUGCAACUGGCGAACAUGGUCCAGAUAAUUCGCCAGAUGUGUCCCACUCCUAAUCGAGAGAGCCGGUUGAAUGAUCAGGGCAUCUGCUCCAAACACCAGGAAGCUCUGAAACUCUACUGUGAGGUGGACAAAGAGGCCAUCUGUGUGAUAUGUCGAGAAUCCAGGAGCCACAAACAGCAUAGUGUGGUGCCAUUAGACGAAGCGGUACAUGAGUACAAGGAGAAAAAAAUGGAGAAACUAGUGAAACCUUGCAUUCCAAGUGCUGCCAUAACUUUGAGAGGAAAUUGAGGAAUUUCAGAAUUUCUUCAUCAACUUCUGCAUCUGAAUUCAUUGACUGAGCCUAUCAAACACCAGGUUUAAAAAAAAAAAAAAACAAACAUCAGCUCAUCCUUCUUUGCUGUUAGUUGAGAUUAAUCUACUGAUGAAGAAAACUGUACUUUGCUCUGUUCAGAGUAAGACUUUAAAACUCUGGAUGUGCUAUUUUCACUAAGCCUAGCACUAAAGACAGUAUUUUUGAAGUUGUAUGAAAUGAAAUUGGUUGGAAGAAAAAAAUUAGAGAAGUAUAUGUUAGUGGUGCUACAGCAAUGGCAUGCUUUAGAUCUGGGUCUUUCUCAAAAAUUGAAGACAACUGGCGAGAUGUACCGUAGCAGUCACCACCAAGCAUUAACUUCAUCAGCCUGCCCAUAAUCUACUGGAAAUCUUAAGCCUUGCUGUCAGCAUAACUGUUUUGAA